UUUUGUGAUGACUGAUUCUGAAUGGGUUAUUUUCUGCACUGUUCUAUGACUGCAAGAGAUGAUUCACCCACCUGCUGUGGGCCUUCUAGCUCUACAGGAAAGCCACUCUGCUGCUAAGAGCUCAUGUGCCUUGUCAUUUCUACCCAGUGCCACAGAACAUGUAUGGUGGAACUGAUGUCCUGUUUAUUGGAACUGACCUUCAUCUCCACAGACAUCAAAUUCUGUCCUCAAGGAAGGAUUUGGAAACUACAAUGAAAAGAUGCAUACGCUCAUGGCCAACCUCAACUGUGAUGCCCCCCAUUGACUGAACUCUCCAUGCAAUGCAAGGAGGUGGCCCAUUCUCACUCUCUCUAUACAGAUGGACCAAUCAGUGUUGGUUUAUUGAUAGGACUAUGUCACACCAAGAUGAUACAGUUAAGUAAUCUAAACCCACAGACUAUGCUUAGGAAUUGCACCUUAAUGUGAAAUACGUCUUCCUACAGGGAUCAAGCAUACAUGACUGCUGUUUUGAGGGCAUCCCCAGGGUGGAAAUCAAUGUAAGGGUCAGUGUCCUAGAGCUGAGUGUGUGGCCUCUGGAGCCUGCUUUCUCUGUGCCUUAGGGUCCUGGUAUCACAGUUUGGGGACUAUGGCCCCUCAGGGACUCCUGUUUACAUCAAAGUGGGUAAUUGCUCUCUGAGGGCCACUCCCUAGCAAUCUCAGUGUCCACCCCAAGGGGCAGAACCCACCUUAAGGUCAACAGCAAACGAAAGAGACACAGGGAUCUAAUGUGACCACACUGCGUGUUCUCCGCGACUUGAAGACAUCUUGGGCUUAGAUGAGCACUCAGCAGCUCCCCUUCCAUCAACAGAAACGAUGACAAGCAGUCCUAGUCACACCUGGCCAGACCCUAUAUGAGAUGAUGGCUGUUCUACACCCUGCGUGUCCUUGACCGUACCCAGUGGCUGACUCUCAAAUGGCAAUGAACAACUUCACAUCUGUGGUAGAGUUUGUCCUGCAGGGAUUCUCUGGGGAUCCUGGCUUCCAGGCUUUCUUCUUGGCCUUCUUCUUCCUUUUUUAUAUCCUGGCUCUUGCAGGAAACACCCUCAUCAUCAUGGCCAUCAGCCUGAGCCCGAGUCUUCACACGCCCAUGUACUUCUUCCUUGCAAACCUGGCCCUGCUGGACAUUGUGUGCACAUCCACGGUUCUUCCCAAGCUGUUGGAGGGUCUGGUGGGUAAGGGCAGCCACAUCUCUUAUAAGGGAUGCAUGACCCAGCUUUUCUUCCUAACCUGGUUUCUGGGGGCUGAGCUGCUGCUGCUCACCGCCAUGGCCUAUGACCGCUAUGUGGCCAUCUGCCGCCCACUGCGCUACAGCCUGCUGAUGAGUCGGCCCGUCUGUGUCCUACUCGCGGGCAGUGUGUGGCUCAUCAGCGCAGUCAGCACGUCUGUGCACACUGGCCUGAUGGCACAGCUCAGUUUCUGUGGCCCCAACACAAUUCGUCACUUUUUGUGUGAAAUCCCAACACUGCUACUGCUGUCUUGCAGCCCAACCACCCUCAACAACAUCAUGAUUGUCAUUGCAGAUGUUUAUUUUGGUGUGGUCAACUUCCUGCUGACCAUGAUAUCCUACAGUUUCAUCAUCGCCAGCAUCCUGCGCAUCCGUUCAGCUGAGGGCAAGAGGCGUGCCUUCUCCACCUGCUCUGCCCACCUGGUGGUGGUCACCUUGUAUUACUCCACUGUCAUCUAUACCUAUGUGCAGCCUGGCUCCGGGUCCUCCUUGGAAAAUGGCAAGGUGGUUGCCUUAUUGUACACAGCAGUCAGCCCUACCCUGAACCCCCUCAUUUACUCUCUGAGGAAUAAAGAUGUCAAAGUGGCUCUCAGGAAGGUGUUUCCUUGUGUCUGUUGA
This is a messenger RNA of Mesocricetus auratus (golden hamster), 1882 nucleotides long. Its product is annotated as olfactory receptor 13A1. Gene Ontology annotation, molecular function: G protein-coupled receptor activity; olfactory receptor activity. Bases 953 to 1882 code for a protein of 309 amino acids. Gene Ontology annotation, biological process: G protein-coupled receptor signaling pathway. Gene Ontology annotation, cellular component: membrane. The record is from RefSeq and is a predicted model, not a curated record. The transcript is spliced from 2 exons. Lineage: Eukaryota; Metazoa; Chordata; Mammalia; Rodentia; Cricetidae.